Messenger RNA from Baudoinia panamericana UAMH 10762, 1100 nucleotides. RefSeq lists its product as uncharacterized. NCBI's taxonomy places the organism in Eukaryota, Fungi, Ascomycota, Dothideomycetes, Mycosphaerellales, Teratosphaeriaceae. The record is from RefSeq and is a predicted model, not a curated record. The coding region runs from base 376 to 933 and encodes 185 amino acids. The transcript has a single exon. Gene Ontology annotation, molecular function: FMN binding.
CAGCAAGUACGGAGUCCUUCAGCAUUCCGAGCUUCACAUGAGCCUCUCAAGGACCGUGGAGAGUGUUGGUUACGCUAGGUCCACCGCCUCUUGUUAUGGUGGAGCUUGCUGUCGAUAUGUCGUUUUAUUCAAUGUCUGUGCGUUGAGGAUGAGUUGCUCGAUAUGUGUACAGCACUCUCCAGUGGCCACAUAUCGGGCAAUGGCGGGUCAAGAUAAUGUGCUUCCGUUAUAGAAUUGCCAAGCAAUGCCGCUGAGCGCUCACUCUGGUGACAGUGGGACUACCAUAUCAUAAAUAGGCGACAUGCCACGCUUCCUGCUACCAAACACUCCCAUCGCCUCGGAAUCUACUCGUCCAACGCAUCAUCAUAUCCAGGCAUGGCUCACGUAAAGAUCGACCCAGCCAUACUCUAUUGGGGAACGCCAGUCGUCCUCAUCACAACGACGAACGAAGAUGGCACGUCCAACAUUGCACCAAUGUCGUCCGCCUUCUGGCUUGGCAAUCGUUGCAUCCUGGGCCUGGCAUGGAACUCAAGGACCACAAUUAAUCUGCAUCGGACUGGCGAGUGCGUUCUGAACCUGGCUUCGGACGAAAUGGCUCCCGCUAUCAACGCGUUGGCUAAGACGACAGGCACCGAAUUCGUCCCAGAGUUUAAGCUCUCGAAAGGAUACAGCUAUAUCAAAGACGAGUUUGCUGUAGCACAUCUUACGCCUCUGCCUUCGGAGAAAGUCCAAGCUCCGCGCAUCAAGGAAUGUCCAGUCCACAUGGAGGCUCGUCUUGUGAAAUACACGGCGACGCUUGGUGGUUUCAUUCAUGUCAUCGAGGUUCGGGUUUUGCAGACUUACAUAGGUGAAGAAUUGAGGAUGCCAGGCUAUGAGAAUCGAGUGGAUCCUGAUCGAUGGCGGCCCAUGUUCAUGAGCUUCCAGCGAUUGUAGGGGUUAGUGCCUGGAGGCACUAGGUUUGAGUCAGUACUUGCGCAGAUUGAGGAAGAAGGGUAUCGUUUGGCGAAGGAAGACGGCGGCGUUGCUUCUCCGUAACCGUGGCCAGACCAUGAGCAGCAGCAAUGCUGUAGGUAAUAGCCAGCUCGUAAACAGCAAUGUGA